AUGGGGAUAUGGUAUAAAAACAUAUCCCCACAAACAGUCGUGUGGGUUGCUAACAGAGAAACACCGAUACAGGAUCCGUCAGGUGAGUUUAGAGUCCUCAGCAACGGAUCCUUAUUGGUUAUCGCUGGUAGCAACAACAUUGUUGUCUGGUCAUCUAACACUAGCCUGGUAUCCGUAUCUCCCACAACAAGAAAUCCAGUGGCUCAACUUUUGAACUCCGGAAAUCUGGUUGUGAGGGGAGAUGGUCAGGAUAGUUUCAUCUGGCAAAGUUUCGAUUAUCCUGGAGACACGUUCCUUGCCGGUAUGAAAUUCGGGAAGGACUUUGUCUCCAGAAACGAUAGGCGGUGGAGGCCGUGGAAGAGUCUUGACGACCCUUCACCAGGUGAGUUUGCCGCAUUCAUGGAUACCAACGGGUUUCCUCAGCUGUUUGAAGAAAAAGGUUCGGUUCCAGUGUCGAGGUUCGGACCAUGGAAUGGUCUUACGUUCAAUGGAAUGCCCGAAAAUGGACCGUACGCGGUGAUCACACACGAUUUUGUUUUUGAUGAUAAAGAAGUGUUCUACAGGUAUGCACUUGUUAAUACUUCAGUCCCAUCACGUGUCUACAUUAAUCCUAAUGGUUACUUCAAACGUCUGAACUGGGUUAGUCGAACCCAGGAGUGGAUCACAUACUGGGACGUAAAUACCGACAUGUGUAGCCAAUUCGGGUUAUGUGGUCCAAAUGGAAGGUGUAACCAAAACAAGUCACCAGCUUGCAGUUGUAUGGAAGGGUUUGAGCCACGAAACCCGGAAGAAUGGAGCGUAUCCAAGUGGUCAAGUGGGUGUAGGCGUAGAACACCUUUAGAUUGCCCAAACAAGGAUGGUUUUGGAGUGUUUAAAAAGGUUAAACUUCCAGAUACUCGGCGGUCAUGGUACAAUAUAAGCAUGACACUUGAUGAAUGUGCGAGCGCUUGCAAGAGCAAUUGCUCAUGUACAGCGUAUGCAAAUAUAGAUAUCAGGAACGGCGGAAGCGGAUGUUUGCUAUGGUUCGAUGAUUUAAUGGAUGUUCGAACUGUUGAUGAAAGCCAAGAUCUAUAUGUAAGAAUGGCCCUAUCCGACUUAACAAGUAAGUUUAUUCUCAUAUGGAUUCUUUGGGAAUAA
This is a messenger RNA of Helianthus annuus (common sunflower), 1137 nucleotides long. Its product is annotated as G-type lectin S-receptor-like serine/threonine-protein kinase At4g27290. NCBI's taxonomy places the organism in Eukaryota, Viridiplantae, Streptophyta, Magnoliopsida, Asterales, Asteraceae. The record is from RefSeq and is a predicted model, not a curated record. Gene Ontology annotation, biological process: recognition of pollen. The transcript has a single exon. The coding region runs from base 1 to 1137 and encodes 378 amino acids.